GCCUGAGUGGGGGCGUGGCCCCCGCGGGGGGCGGGGCUCCAGCUCGGACUGCACGACUGCGCAGUGCUGCCGCUGCUGUGGUCGCGGCGCCAGGAGGGACGCGAUGGCGGGCCCCGCGUGGAUCUCCAAGGUCUCUCGGCUGCUGGGGGCGUUCCACAACCAAAAACAGGUGACCAGAGGUUUUGCCGGUGGUGUUCAGACAGUCACUCUAAUUCCAGGCGACGGCAUCGGCCCUGAGAUCUCAGCUGCCGUGAUGAAGAUUUUUGAUGCUGCCAAAGCGCCCAUUCAGUGGGAGGAGCGGAAUGUCACGGCCAUCCAAGGACCCGGAGGAAAGUGGAUGAUCCCUCCCGAAGCCAAAGAGUCCAUGGAUAAGAACAAGAUGGGCUUGAAAGGCCCUUUAAAGACCCCAAUAGCAGCUGGUCACCCAUCUAUGAAUUUAUUGCUGCGGAAAACGUUCGACCUCUAUGCGAACGUCCGUCCGUGCGUCUCCAUCGAGGGCUAUAAGACCCCUUACACCGACGUGAACAUCGUCACCAUCCGGGAGAACACGGAAGGCGAGUACAGCGGCAUCGAGCACGUGAUCGUGGACGGGGUUGUGCAGAGCAUCAAGCUCAUUACCGAGGAGGCCAGCAGGCGCAUCGCGGAGUUCGCCUUCGAGUACGCCCGCAACAACCACCGGAGCAACGUCACGGCCGUGCACAAAGCCAACAUCAUGCGAAUGUCAGAUGGGCUUUUUCUGCAAAAAUGCAGGGAAGUUGCUGAAAACUGUAAAGAUAUUAAGUUUAAUGAGAUGUACCUUGAUACAGUGUGUCUGAAUAUGGUCCAGGACCCGUCGCAGUUCGACGUCCUCGUUAUGCCGAAUCUGUACGGAGACAUCCUCAGUGACCUGUGUGCGGGACUGAUCGGAGGUCUUGGUGUGACACCAAGUGGCAACAUUGGAGCCAAUGGGGUCGCGAUCUUCGAGUCGGUUCACGGCACCGCCCCGGACAUCGCGGGCAAGGACAUGGCCAACCCCACGGCCCUCCUGCUCAGCGCCGUCAUGAUGCUGCGGCACAUGGGCCUUUUCGACCAUGCGGCGAGGGUGGAGACGGCGUGCUUUGCCACGAUUAAGGACGGGAAGAGCUUAACAAAAGAUUUAGGAGGCAACGCAAAGUGCUCCGACUUCACGGAGGAGAUCUGUCGUCGGGUACGAGAUCUGGACUGAGGCCCCGCGUGGCGUCUGUGACCGUCAGUCCCACCGGCCACGCAGGUCCCGCCCGUCGUGCCCACGUUUGCUUCGCUUCUUUCCUGAUGGGCCACUUAGAUGUUGCCUGUUCUGAACAAAGUCUGUGCAGAGGCUGCUGGUGACGUCCCCAGGCCUGCUCUCCGAGGACUUUCCCCAAGUGCUGGUUUUAUUUAUUCGGUGUGUAUCUGGUAUAUGUUUUUUGUAAAUUCUGAGUGGACUGUAUCGUUUGCCAUGUUAAUCAUUUUACAUUUCGGUUAAAAUGGUUUUUCCUCAGCUGUAAAUACGAUACAGAAUUAAUAAGAGAAAACAUAACUUUUUAAAGAAAACCUGUUUUCCUUGGUUUAUGAAGAACGUAAUAGAAACAAAAUAGAUUAUCGACAUGUUAGUAAAGGUGAUAUUCUUAUAAAACUACACGGGCACGGGAGAGGACUCCUGGACAGUUCAGGUCAAAACCAGUGGAUACGGCAUAUUUCUUAGCGAUGUGGGGAGUAGACAGGCGCGUCCUUCAACGUGAACUACUGACGUGAAUAAAGACUUUAAGAACUAUGUAA
Molecule: messenger RNA, 1776 nt
Organism: Mustela erminea (ermine)
Lineage: Eukaryota; Metazoa; Chordata; Mammalia; Carnivora; Mustelidae
Gene: IDH3A
Product: isocitrate dehydrogenase (NAD(+)) 3 catalytic subunit alpha
Exons: 11
Coding region: 104-1204 (366 amino acids)
Biological process (GO): isocitrate metabolic process; tricarboxylic acid cycle
Cellular component (GO): mitochondrion
Molecular function (GO): isocitrate dehydrogenase (NAD+) activity; NAD binding; magnesium ion binding
Source: RefSeq, a predicted model, not a curated record